Molecule: messenger RNA, 791 nt
Organism: Anoplophora glabripennis (Asian longhorned beetle)
Lineage: Eukaryota; Metazoa; Arthropoda; Insecta; Coleoptera; Cerambycidae
Product: cuticle protein 3-like
Exons: 2
Coding region: 78-710 (210 amino acids)
Cellular component (GO): chitin-based extracellular matrix
Molecular function (GO): structural constituent of chitin-based larval cuticle
Source: RefSeq, a predicted model, not a curated record
GUGGGGUGGCGUCUCUAUAAAAGGCGUUUGCCAAAUUUUUGAGGCAUCACAAAUUACAGGUGCUCAGUUCUUUCAAGAUGAAGCAAAUAUUGUUCCUCACUCUCUUUGGAUUCGCUGCCUGCGGCGUAUACUCCCCACCAAGACGCUACCCAUCGAACACCAGCCCAACCAGUCAAUAUGUGGCACCAGCAUCUCAAUCUCAGUACUACGGUUCAUCAUACCAACAGGUCCCCAUCCUCCGCUUAGACUCGAGCAACAGCGGCGACGGCACCUACACCUACGCCUAUGAAACCGGUGAUGGCAUUUCUGGACAGGAACAAGGCGAUGCGAGAGGAGAAGGCACCAGGGCUCAAGGAGGAUUCUCCUACACGUCUCCAAACGGACAACCCAUUCAACUUCAGUACACCGCAGAUGAGAACGGUUUCAUACCCCAAGGGAGUCAUUUACCGGCUGGGCUGACUGGUCCAAUUCUCAGGUCCAUCGAGCAAAAUUUGGCUGACGAGAGGCGCGGGGUCGUGGACGACGGUCAGUACAGGGCCGGACCAAGUCAAAGUUAUGGGCAACAGCAGAAUGUUGCUACCCAGCAGUACAAUACACCUACAAAAUAUACCCCACAGAAAUACAACACUGCUCAGCAGUACAGACCUGCCCAGUAUGCACAAAACAAGUAUGGAGCUCCCACUAGACCACAGACUGGAUAUAAGUUUUAACUGAUACUGUAGUUAUAUGUAGCUAUAAGUUAUAUAGAAAAUAAAUCGUAAUUUUUUUAUAUAAAAAAAUGUCUAUUUUAA